UGAAAGCUUGGUCUCCAGAACCACCUCUGACAAGUUUCCUUGCUUUCCUGUGAGAAUAGGCAGCCGCUGUCACAGAGGAGCCGAGGGAGUUCAGGAGAUCAGAGGCAAAGCAGCAGUUGCCUCUCUUCUGGGAAACCAGAUGACCUUCUUCAAAGUGAUAAUGUAAACAGCUCUCUAGCAGCUGGUGGAACCGUGGGAGUUUGAAGUAAAACGUGAAGAAUUCUCCUGCAGGAUAAAGAGUAAAAAACGACUUUAACACUAUUCCAGAGGAAGAGUAGGAGGCCGUGCAGUGAGGACAUGAGUCUGGUGGAGGUGAGGCAGACGGCGGGGUCUCUGACCCUGUCCCUGUCCAGCAACGACUCCAAGGAGCGCUACUUCGACCGCAUGGAUGAGAGUGACCCCGAGUACCUCCGCAGCAGGAACAUGUCGCCGGACCUGAGGCAGGACUUCAACAUGAUGGAGCAGAAGAAGAGGGUCACCCAGAUCCUGCAGAGUCCAGUGUUUAAAGAUGAGUUGGAAGGCCUGAUUCAGGACCAGCUGACGAAGGGCAACAACCCUACAGGUCUCCUGGCUCUGAGACAGAUUGCUGACCUGGUCAUGGCCAACACCUUUGGAGGGGCUGGCCCCUUGACCUCUCCCAUCAGCUUUGGGAUGGUGAGCCCAGUCAAUGACUUGUAUGGCAUUGAGUCUCCGUCCUUUGCUAAAGGGGAGAAACAGAGUCGCUGCAGGCUGGCCAGCCUUUACAGGCUUGUUGACCUCUUCAGCUGGGCUCGUUUUACAAGCUCCUACAUUACUGUGCGCGUUAGUAAAGAACAGGACCAUGUUCUUAUUAGUCCACGAGGUCUGUCUUUCGCUGAGGUGACGGCAGCAAAUUUGGUGAAAGUAAACAUGAUCGGUGACGUGGUGGACCAGGGCUCUACUGACUUUGGUAUCGAUCAUUUUGGAUUUGCACCUCAUGCUGCCAUUUAUUCCAUGCGCCCAGAUGUGAGAUGCAUCAUCCACAUACAUACCCCUGCUACAGCUGCUGUGUCCUCGAUGAAAUGUGGAAUCCUGCCCAUUUCCCAGGAGGCUCUGCUUCUGGGAGACGUGAGCUGCUUUGGUUACCAUGGCAGCCUGGAUAAUAAAGAGGAGAAGGUGGAGUUUCAGAAAGCUCUGGGCCCUACUGCCAAGGUCAUGAUCCUGAGGAACCAUGGGCUGCUUGCUUUGGGAGAAACAGUCGAAGAAGCUUUUCACUACGUGUACCACUCACAGCAAGCCUGCGAAAUCCAGGUGAAUGCUUUGAGGUGUUCAGGCGGCGUGGACAACCUCGUGUUGCUGGACAGGGAGAAGUUUAAACCCCUGACCCAGGGAGUGGCCGCUGCUGGGGUGUUGAUGGACAAUGAGGUCAAGUGGAAAGUGGGCGAGGCCGAGUUCGAGUCCCUUAUGAGGAUGCUGGACAACCUGGGCUACAGAACAGGCUACUCUUACAGGAACCCCGUUGUCCGUGAAAAACCCCGUUCUAAGAACGACGUGGAGAUCCCGGCCACAGUGUCUGCUGUGCCACUGGAGGACAAUGAACUGGGCCUGCGCAGCCCCUUCAAGUUUAUGGUGCAGAAACAGCAGAGAGAAAGGACCCGGUGGCUCAACUCACCCAACAGCUACUUAAGGGUCAAUGUUCCUGAACAGUCACCCAGCGGGGAUGUCAGCCCCAGGACUAAAACCAUGUGGAUGAAGUCUUCACAGCCAGGCAAUUGCAUUGGCACCCCAAUAAAGAUUGAGGACCCCAACCAGUUUGUCCCACUCAACACUGAUCCCACAGAGGUUUUGGACAAGAGGAACCGGAUAAAAGAACAGCACAGAGGUGACCAGAUGACUCCAGGACCAAAGUCUCAGUUACUAGCGGGUAUCGUUGUGGACACCAUCCCAGGACCAGCUUUCAUCAUUGAAGAUGAGGAACAGACUCGCUCUCUUCCCCCCAACCCCUUCAAUGAUCUUACAGAGAAAGAGCUGGAGGAAUACAAGAGCAUGGUCGAGAGAAAGCAGCAAGGCCAAGAAGAAGAUGAUGAUGCCACUGAUGCAGAUGAGAUGACCACAUUUGAUGGCUCUACUAUUUCCCUCUCUCUUUCUCCCAUAAUGACGCCUGCUAAACAAGACACAAUACCCAAUGGGAAGGACCACUUGGCAGAGAUGGAGGACGAUCUGAGUAUCGAGGUAUCCAAGCUGAGCGUGAGCACUUCAGAAACAGUGGAAAUCUCCAUAACAACGAAGGAGAAGACAGGGGACGCUCAGACCCCAGAGAGCCAAACCAAGUCCCCCAAGAAAAAGAAGAAGAAGUUCCGCACACCUUCGUUCUUGAAAAAGAGCAAGAAAAAGAAGGACGAGAAGGAAAAAACAGAAGCCUGAGAGCAUUCACUGUAAAAACAAUGAGUGUUUUGUUAAGAAAACAUCUGAAUUGCCUUCUUAAUUUUCAGCUUGUUGAAGGGAAGUAAAAUAAGAGAAAUGACUAUUAUUUAGUCAGAAAGUCUCCCGGGACGGUGUUGUUUUUCACAUCUUGCACAUCUUCUCUCAUUCACAGCUAUUAUUUCAUGUGAGCGUUUUUCCAUGAUGUGCCAGCAGAUGGUAAUAUGGGUGAUUUUUUUUUCCCCUGUGAGGAUUUGUGAUUGACCACUCCUGAAGGGAUCAGUAAAAGUAUGAAAUCAAAUGAAAAGUGAAUGCAAAACUGCAUAUCUGUGGCUGUUAAUACCCAUAUUUUUAAUGGGUUUAAGAAUAGAUAUCAUAGGACUCAUGGGUUUUAAGUUCAGAAAUACAGCAAACUGGGCCUAUUAAAUAUUAUAUGAUUUUUUUUUAUUCUUUUUGCACAAGUUCAUUGUUGAAUGUAAACUGAAAGCUAAGAAAAUUGUUUAACAAUUUUAAAAUGUAAUAAUCACACUCGUAGUGUAACAGUGGCUGAACAUAUUAAUAUUAUAUAGCGUUUAGCCUUAUAAGAAGUACGAUUUGUAUUUGAAGCAUUCAUAGUUAUACUAUCUUGUAAUAAUAUAUGUUGAUUUAUAUUACAAGUAUUACAAUAUAGUGUUUGAUAGAUAAAUAAUUUGAUAGUCUUUGCAUUUUACUUUACAUACUAACUCAUACUAAACAUGCUGUGAUUGAUAAUACAGUAAUAAUCCAUGUUGUUUUUACAUUUAUGUCAGUGGUAUUAUUCCCAUGGUUGCUGCUUUGUUGUAAUUGUGACAAGGAAUUGACUGUGACUAACAGGAGGAGCUCAUCAAAGUGAUGAUUCUUGCAUAUUGAUGUUUAUGAGCGACAGAAGUUUGACUUUUACAGAAUAGACAGAAAAUCGCUACUCAUUUGGAUGUUGACAGUGAAAGUGCCAAGCCUGGAUUACAGAAAGUUGAUGAACGUGAUGGAUGUUUUGACUAAUUUUGUCCACAUAGCCAGUUGAUGGCAAUAUGGUGUGGAAAGCUUUUCUUUGUAGCCACUGUUAUAGUUUGAUAUAAAGUAUAUUAGAGGGCCAUAUAUUUACAUCCCAGUCAAUAAUGUGAAUGAUUUGUUUCGACCCAAAGGGAGUGAACUCUUUGCCUUUGUAAAUAGUUUGUUUUUGUGAAGUUCUUUUGUUACCCUAAACCAAAUGUUGAACAAUGAAAUAUAGAAAUGUGACAGUACAAUCUAAUAACAAUACUUAACACUUCUUUUACCAUGUUUUUAUCCACUUUAAUUAAGCUCCUUAUUAACUGAACAUGCACACCGCAUUGUGUUUACAAACUGUGUUACUUAUGUAAUUUGUAUGCCUAGUGCUUGUAUUUCCUCUGUUGUUUACAUUGCUAUUUGUAUCUCCUGGGUUUUUCCACGGUGCUUUACAUUGCAGUCACCUUGCCUCAAAGUCAGUCCUUUAAAAUUGCCUUUCACCUGAUGUAAUAAAAGCUGGUAUAUGUUUCCAUAACCAUAUUAUUGCUCUCUUGCUUAUUGAAAAGAUAUUUGAUGUUAUCGCCUCUUAUAUUUACCCAAACAUGCUUUGAAACAUGAACAGGUUCUUGAUGUUGUUGUAUACUUGCAUUUAUUUCACAUGCUACAUUUCACUCCGGUGUGGUGUGAAACUCUAUUGGAUUAUAUCCAUUUCUAACAAACAAAAU
Molecule: messenger RNA, 4106 nt
Organism: Toxotes jaculatrix (banded archerfish)
Lineage: Eukaryota; Metazoa; Chordata; Actinopteri; Toxotidae
Gene: add3b
Product: adducin 3 (gamma) b
Exons: 15
Coding region: 298-2382 (694 amino acids)
Biological process (GO): barbed-end actin filament capping
Cellular component (GO): postsynaptic density; cytoskeleton; plasma membrane
Molecular function (GO): actin filament binding
Source: RefSeq, a predicted model, not a curated record